Molecule: messenger RNA, 858 nt
Organism: Pseudozyma hubeiensis SY62
Lineage: Eukaryota; Fungi; Basidiomycota; Ustilaginomycetes; Ustilaginales; Ustilaginaceae
Exons: 2
Coding region: 1-858 (285 amino acids)
Biological process (GO): FMN biosynthetic process; riboflavin biosynthetic process
Cellular component (GO): mitochondrion
Molecular function (GO): riboflavin kinase activity
Source: RefSeq, a predicted model, not a curated record
AUGCCCGACUCGGCAGAAGCACAGUCGCUCAAGUCGCCCACUUCCCCCAACCGUCGUCCAGAGGUGUGCGGCCCUCAUGCACCAGAGCGACCUUACCCCAUCUACCUUCGCGGCAAGGUCGAAAAGGGCUUUGGCCGUGGAUCCAAAGAUCUCGGUUGCCCCACAGCCAAUCUUCCUGCCAGAGUGGUAGGCCCAGGCUCCUCUCUCACGCGUACCGGCGUCUACUUUGGCUUCGCUCGUGUAUUGCCUCAAGAUCCCGACGAUCCCACUCUCACCGACUCGGAAGACAAUGAGCUCACAGUCUCGACUGCAAACAUUGACGACGAAGACGACGAGGUGGUUCUCGGCGCAAGCCCCAUCGGCGAGGGCGGACAAGGCUUUCUCGACAGUCAACUCCCGCGAUCUCGCAACGGCAGCCGCGGUCAGCCCAGCCCGGCGUCGGUCCUCGAAGCAGCACCCUCCAGGCCUGACAAGGAAUGGGACGUCAGCCGCCAAGAGCUGCUCAGCAAUGGCGCCGCCUCCGCGCAUGGCACCUCUGCAUCCACUUCCUCCACAAGUACGUUGACAUCCGUUCGAAGCAAGAAGACAAAGCGUGUCCACCUCGAACGCGAAGACUCCCAGGUCUACCCCAUGGUCAUGAGUGUCGGCUGGAAUCCAUUCUACAAGAACACUCACAAGACUGCCGAGGUGCACAUCCUACACGACUUUGCAUCCGACUUUUACGGUCUCGAGAUCCGCGUCGUCGUCCUCGGCUAUGUCCGUCCCGAGUACAACUACGAUUCAAUGGGUAAGUUUCUCAACCACAGACACAAGGCAGCGACCAUCCGACGCCAAGCCUUGCGUGCAGCAGCAGACUGA